This is a messenger RNA of Cutaneotrichosporon cavernicola, 3090 nucleotides long. RefSeq lists its product as uncharacterized. Bases 1 to 3090 code for a protein of 1029 amino acids. The transcript is spliced from 10 exons. The record is from RefSeq and is a predicted model, not a curated record. Lineage: Eukaryota; Fungi; Basidiomycota; Tremellomycetes; Trichosporonales; Trichosporonaceae.
AUGCCUCCACCAGACCAGUCAUCAGACCCAUACGACGAUGACGACUUCUUCGACGACCCCUCCACCCUCGCGGCCAUCGCGCAGGUCGAGGAGCGCGCCAUAACCGCCUCCCAAGCCCCGAAGCGCACGGGCUACCAUCACACCGUGUCGCGCCCGGCUGCAGGGCCCCGCGCUACCCAGAAAGCGCCUGCACCCAUCAACACUAAUCCGCGGGUGAGCUACUGCGGGAUGGGAUGGGAGCAAGGGGGAAAGUACUCAGCCCGGAUGGCGCAGGGUAUUCCAGUCGCAGGGAUGGCGCAGCACAACGAAGACGAGGAGCCAAUGGACGUCGUCGUCGACGACAAGGGCCGGUACGGCUUCGGCUCGGAAGACGAACCAAUCUACGACCAGCGACAACGGCCCGAGAUUAGGCAGAUGGUUGAGGCUGCCGCGCGGGAGAGGGAUGCUUCGCGUCGGAGCCAAGCACAUGUCCAGGGGUCGCAGGCGCGACGCGAGGCACUUGCUGCCGCCUUGCCACCCCGAGCUCCCAUCACGAGAACUACCUCGGCCAACGCGCUCGCUGGACCGUCCGCCCCGCCUACGCGCUUAGCCACACGUACCUUCAACCGCGCCGCGUCUACUGGCGCUACGUUCGGGCGAACUGGGUCCAUGGGGCCGUCGCGGCCCGUCAACGUCCUCCCCACUAUCGGGUCGCAGGGCAGCUUACCUUCCUCGCAAGGCGCGGCGUCGCGCAAGGCGUUCUUCGAGCUCGAAGAUGAGAGGAAGAGACGCGAGGCGCUCGAGUCCGAGGUGGGAACGCUGCGUGCUCAGCUCGAGGAGGUGCGGCGACAGAGUAUCGUGAAUCCGGCGCGAAUGGCCCCUGGCUAUGACGAUGUUGCUCGGAAUGAGAUUGAGCAACUCAAACAACAACUUUACGUCGCACAAGGACAGGCUGCGACGGCCAAGCGCAACCAGGCAGCUCUGGAAACACGGAUGCACGCAGAGAUCGACAAGCUUCAUGCCGACAAGCGGGAGAUGGAGAACCAGAUGCGUGUGCGGGAGCACGAUAACAAGCAAGCCCUGGAUAGCGCUAAGACGCAGAUGGUGUUCAGCAACCACCAGGCUCUCACGUCUGCUGCCAAGGCGCGCCAGCAGUGGCAGUGGCCUGCGUCGCAACGUGGACCGCCAGCGUCUCCUUUACGCGACAAGACAGUCAUGACUCCUGCUCCGCUUGUGCGAUCAGUGAACGCAAAGGCCCGUCCACCACAAGCACAACCCCGCUUCGACGGUUUGAACAACGCGUUCAGCAAGACUCCCACUGUUGCGCGGACACGCCGGGGUGGGACCGAGGCGCCGAGCCCGACGGUCACACCCAAGAAGGACCGACGGCAGUCCUCGUCACCCUAUGUGUCACCAAUUCAGAGCCAAGCUGCGCGACCGUCAACGCCCCUGGACGGUGACGGCGAAAUCAGCAUGGACUGGCAGCCCGACUUCUCGGAGGUUACAUUGGAGCCCGCACCACUCGAAGAAGCCCGAGAUCUAAAAGCAGAGCUGCAGUACCACCUCAUUACCUAUGUGGCCUCCUCUCCUCUCCACCUCGCUAUCAAGAACUGGUAUGAGUCAACUUUCAUUCGCAUCAUGGGCUACAAGUUGGAAGCGGAUGUGGAGGUGUUACAGAAGUGGAAGGCUGGCCAGAGCAGACUAUCCUCUGCGAUCGGGGCGUCCGCCUUAACCUUCGAGCAGGUCGGCGGAGAGCUCGCACUCGCGUUCAGAGACAUGUUCCUUGCGCUGGCUGAAGCGCGUGAGGCUCUCCGUACCGCCGGUAAGCCAGUCAAACUAGCCGACGUCGACAUCGACCUCGUGCGUCUGUUCGCGUCAACGGUGCUCUUGUUCCCAACAUUGCCGAGCACGGACCCCGCGACUUUCGGCCUUAUCGGGCAGUAUUUGAACAUCCUCAGCCGCUGCCUGAACGCCAACAGCAAGGACAAGCUCGUUGAGGAGUGGGCGGCCGCCAGCGUGACCACGACAGUGGACCGAGACACUCUGCUUCCGGAACCUCUGCCCAAAUCAGACCGUCCAGAAUCUGUCGUGGAGCGCGAGCUCGGAGAUGCCAUUGCUGAAGCUGGAGAAGCGUUGUGUAUGGUCGACGGCAAAACUCUCUGGCAAGCUGAUGACCUUUCGUCAACCGUGCUCAAUCUCAGCUUGUCAGAGCACCCUAUUGUCGCGGCCCGCGGACUCGAUCUGUUUGUCACUGCUGCCUGUCGGCCCGAGCACUUCCGACGACUGGUCACAAAGGCGGACGCCGCAUCAGGAGGCAUAUGCCUCAUGGACCGCAUGUCGCGUUUCCUCAUGAACGGACAUCCCAGGUUCAGCCCAGAGCAGCGGUUUCACUACUGUCGGGACGUCCUUAUGGCAUUGGCUAUGCUCGCUCGGAGCGACGAGAACGCCGUUGUUCUCAUGACCGAGGGGUCGAUUCUCGUUCCAGCGCUGGCGGUGGUGUUGCAUCGCCACAGCUCAUCGUUGUGGGCCAUCCGGUCAUCUGACGUGAACCGCUAUGAUCCCUUGGAUCUCAUCACUCCCACGAUGCUUCUGCUACAUCAUGUCGUGUUCCCGCCGCCCUUCGCCAAGAUGACCGGCGCAUCGCAAAUUCACACCGGCUCAGACUUUGCCGACCCAGAUGCGCAGUUAUUCGCUUCGCCACCUUCGCAGGGCGCCGCCAUCGGGCGACUGUUAUCAGCAGCGGCUUCCACGCCAGAGUUCAACGGCGUCCAGAACUUUUAUGUUUCUGCGCUCGGGCCCAUAGCGUACACCAAUGCCGACCUGGACGAUGGCGCAUGGGUCUACGCGGUGCAGCCUCCUGGAGACGGGACUGCGCUGGACAGACGGAAAGAGGAUGGGUCGGGCGAUCUGACGAUGGUGCAGUAUCUGGCGCAGGACCUUCUCAACGCCUUUGUCGAGGGUCCGGAGGGCGAUAGUGUCUACGAGAUUUACGACACUGAGGAGCGCCAAAGCCAGAAGGCACCGGACGAGAGUGAAGUGAUUGUCAUCUCGGAUGACGAGAACUUUGACGAGGAGGAGGCGAUGCUCGGUACCUGGCCCCUCGACGAUUAG